Calliphora vicina (urban bluebottle blowfly) is the source of this 2804-nucleotide messenger RNA. It is a transcript of the gene Hrs, whose product is annotated as Hepatocyte growth factor regulated tyrosine kinase substrate. Lineage: Eukaryota; Metazoa; Arthropoda; Insecta; Diptera; Calliphoridae. The transcript has 7 exons. Bases 150 to 2471 code for a protein of 773 amino acids. Gene Ontology annotation, cellular component: early endosome. The record is from RefSeq and is a predicted model, not a curated record. Gene Ontology annotation, biological process: receptor internalization; endocytic recycling. Gene Ontology annotation, molecular function: ubiquitin binding; metal ion binding; phosphatidylinositol binding.
AGAAAAUCGAGAAAAGUUGCAGUGCAAUAGUGAAAAAAGUGGAAAAAAAAGUUAUUAAACAUUAAAAAUUGCCUAGAAUUUGUUAAACACCUUAAAAAGUGUCUUAAAUAAUAACAAUUAACGAAUAAACUAAUUAAAAACAACUAAAAAUGUUUCGUACAGCAUUUGAUAAAAAUCUAGACACUGCCACCAGCCACUUGCAACUGGAGCCUCAAUGGCCCUCCAUAAUUUUGAUUUGCGAUGCCAUCAAUCAAAAGGACACCACUCCAAAGGCAGCCUUUAUGGCCAUUAAAAAGAAAAUGAACUCUACAAAUCCCCAUACGGCUUACUAUGCUCUAUUGGUUUUGGAGAGUGUUGUUAAGAACUGUGGUGCUCCCAUGCAUGAUGAGGUUUUCACCAAGGAAAAUUGCACCAUGUUUAGUCAAUUUUUGGAGUCAACCACCCACGAGAAUGUUCGUGGCAAAAUGUUGGAAUUGGUACAGACAUGGGCCUAUGCAUUCCGUAAUUCUGAUAAAUAUCAAGCGAUUAAGGAUACUAUGACCAUAUUAAAAACCAAAGGUCACCCCUUUCCCGAACUAAAAGAAGCCGAUGCCAUGUUCACCAUGGACACCGCACCCAACUGGUCGGAUGGUAAAAAAUGUCAUCGUUGUCGUGAUGAUUUUUCAUUCACUAAUCGCAAACAUCACUGCCGCAAUUGUGGUCAGGUGUUUUGCGGUCAAUGCACCAGUAAACAGUGUCCUUUACCUAAAUUUGGUAUUGAAAAAGAGGUACGUGUUUGUGAUGGUUGUUUUGUGCAAUUGCAACGUCCCACUACUGUUAAAGCGGCCACUGCACGCACAGCUGACAGUGAAUUGCCGGUGGAGUAUUUAAACAGUUCGUUGGCUCAGCAAGUGCAGACGCCUCCCCGUAAAACGGAGCAAGAAUUGAAAGAGGAAGAAGAACUACAAUUGGCUUUGGCAUUGAGUCAGUCCGAAGCAGAAAGUAAAAAACAACAGCAGCAACAACAACAACAUUCUUUAACGGCCUCGUCUUAUCGCUUGCCACAACGUACACCCAGUCCUGAAGCACCACCAGCACCCAAGGAACCACAACCCGAAGAAACGAAUCCCGAUUUGGCCAAAUAUUUAAAUCGUUCUUAUUGGGAGCAGCGCAAAGUUAGUGAAUCACCCAUGGCUAGUCCCUCGGCACCCAGUCCCAUGCCGCCAACACCACAACCCCAGCAGGGUCUACAGCAGCAGAUGUCAUUGAACGCCAAUGAUUUUCGACCCAAGUCAACGGAUGAACAAAAGAUUGAUGAAUUUGCUGCCAAUAUGAGGACUCAGGUGGAGAUAUUUGUGAAUCGCAUGAAAUCGAAUUCGAGUCGUGGUCGCAGCAUCUCCAAUGACAGUUCAGUGCAAACGCUAUUCAUGACCCUAACCGGCCUGCACUCCCAGCAGCUGUCCUACAUCAAGGAAUUGGAUGACAAGCGCAUGUGGUAUGAACAAUUGCAAGACAAAUUGGUGCAGAUCAAAGAUUCUCGUGCCGCAUUAGAUGAUUUACGCAACGAGCAUGCUGAUAAAUUACGACGCAUGGCCGAGGAACAGGAACGCCAGCGUCAAAUCCAGAUGGCCCAAAAACUGGAGAUAAUGCGCAAAAAGAAACAGGAAUAUUUACAAUAUCAACGACAAUUGGCUUUGCAUCGCAUUCAAGAGCAGGAGCGUGAAAUGCAAAUGCGCCAGGAACAGCAAAUGGCCCAAUAUCGCAUGAAUCAGACAGCAUUUCCUUUCAUGCCCAAUAUGGCGGGUAUGCCACCUCAAGGUUCACCUUUACCUCAAAUGCCUGGUGUCUAUAAUCCAUACUCGCCUAAUCCCACUACAGCAGGGGCCGGUGUUGUUGGUAUGCCGCCCUAUACCACACAGGCGGGCAUGACGGGUGUAUUGCCUGGCAUGUACUCUCAUGCUACUAUGCCUGGGCAGCCACAACAACCACCGCAAAUGAUGCUGCAACAACCACCAAUAAAUCAGCAGCAAAUGGGAAAUCCAAUGAAUAAUAUGAUGGCAAGAGCUCCACAAAUGACAGAUCAACAGCAGACAACUGUUACUCAGCACCAACAACCUCCUACUACACAACAACAGCAGCAGCAGCAACAACAACAACACCAACACAUGCCACCACAACAGCAACCACAAUUAGCCCAUGUAAUGUUGCAACAACAACAAACCAUUAUGCACGGACAAUCACCCAUACCCAACAUUGUUAGUCCCACAGCUGCACCACCACAACCGCCACCACAACAACAACAACAGGCCGCUCCUCCAGCACCGCAACAAAUACCACAAGCUCAACCAGCUGCUCCCUUACCCACACCACAGGCCUCAUCUCAAAUACAAGCUGUUCAAUCAGCUCCAGCUCCCCCACAAAAUGAUCCCGAACCAGCAGCUCCACCUGCAGUCGAAGAACCUGCUACCGCUGAAUUAAUAAGUUUCGAUUAAAUGCUUAAACUUUUGAAGUUUUACUAAUUUACACACACUGUUUUAUUUUUAUUAUUAAAUUCAGUUUGGUUUUUGUUUUCUUUUAUAUUUUUUUUUUUAUUAUCGCGUAUAUUUAUCAUUCCUUUUUUUAAAUAAACGAAUCGAAAUUAAGGAUAAUACAUUUUGUAUUUGAGAUAUUUCUGUAUUAUUAUUUUAUUUGUUCUUUAAAACUAUUACAAUUACAAUUAUUAUAUUAUUAAACAAGGAAAAUGCUAUAAAAAAACUAUAUACUAAAACAUAUUAUUGCAAUGGUUUUAUUAAAUAAAAUUUAUAUUACUCCUAUUAAAUAAAUAA